UUUUUUUAAUAUAAAAACAUAUGAAUGAAAAUAUUUAUAUUCUACAUAAGUUGGAUCUCCUAUGCAUUAUCAGUUGUUCUUAAAAUUCUAUCCAAUGUGGUAGGCUACAAUUAUAUGCAGUGAUGUGUGGGCUACAGACUUGGAAAAGAAUAGGAGCAUAUCUGUGAGGUGCAAUAUUCCGUUGGUUGGUAGGUCAGCUAGUUACUGAACAAUUGGUUCAGCCUUGAACUUAACCUUGAAUCAUCCUCUGACUCAGAUUCUCUCAGCUAUGUGAGAAAUGCCCUAAAAGCAAUAUUUGAAAGGGUAAUAUCCCAGAAACAGCGAGAGAGCCCCAUUCCCAUUUUAAAAUCGACUUAAAGCUUAUUUCUGUAGGACUUUGUACAGCAGAAUGUAUAUAUAUGAUGACUGCCAGUCAUGAAAGUGCAAUGUAGUUUACCUAGCCUAUGUUUUGCCAAAAUAUGUAAUCCACUAAAACCAUAGAAAAUGGGCACAUGUAACAUGAAUGGGAAAAAAAACUUUGGAUCCUAAAAUAGUAUACAGUAGUAUAUCAAGAUAAGAAAGCGCACGCAAAGGUCUCCAAAGGUUUGUGGUAAAAUAGUGAUCAGUUUAUUGUAAAGUUCUCAUUGCUGACAUUAAACUGAUUCAAACAGUAGAAGCUUGACAUGGCGGAACAGUAGUGGAAUAAAGUAGAAAAAAAAUGUUUAGUUGACUAUCACAAAGCCACUGUAAGAGCGUGAGACAGUGUUACACUACAGUACAGAUACCCUCCAACACUUACAGAAACGAGCCCACUCCCUGACAGGCCAGCCUCUGCUAUACAACCCAGUGUCACACCGACUGUUUGCAUGAUGGUGUGUCAGUGCAGUGGUGAGAUUAGGCGUCCCCCUCUGGCCACGCCCCAUUACCGCUGUCGCCUAGGAAACGGGGCGUGGAUAAAGCGUUCGUGAAGCAGGUGACCGACGUGAUUGGCUGAAGUGUCGGAUGAUGUAGUAGCGUGCCAUCGUUCGUUCCAUCGGGCCUCAGUGAGCUGCAGAAGCCGCUCAGUGUGUCGGUGCAGCUGGCUUUCCGCAGGUCCGCCUAGACCCGUCUGCUUUCCGCUUCACCAUCUGUCCUCAGUCUCAUUUUUCACUCACUUCACCUCUCAAGAGCUCUGUCGCACCAUGCUGACCCGUCUGUUCCGUAUGCACGGCCUCCUGGUGGCCUCCCACCCCUGGGAGGUGAUCGUUGGCACUGUCACCCUCACCAUCUGUAUGAUGUCCAUGAACAUGUUCACUGGCAAUGACCAGAUCUGUGGAUGGAACUUUGACUGCCCUAAAACAGAGGAGCAAAUUCUUAGCAGUGAUAUCAUCAUCCUGACCAUCACACGUUGCAUCGCCAUCGUCUAUAUUUACUUCCAGUUCCAGAAUCUGAGACAACUUGGAUCCAAAUAUAUUCUAGGCAUAGCUGGCCUUUUCACCAUAUUCUCCAGCUUCGUAUUCAGCACAGUGGUAAUUCACUUCCUUGAUAAAGAGCUCACUGGUCUCAAUGAGGCUCUGCCCUUCUUUCUGCUUCUCAUCGACCUCUCCAAAGCAUGUGCUCUCGCUAAGUUCGCCUUAAGCUCCAGUUCUCAGGAUGAAGUGAGGGACAACAUUGCUCGUGGCAUGGCAGUACUUGGACCCACCUUCACUUUAGACGCCCUGGUGGAGUGUUUAGUGAUCGGAGUGGGAACCAUGUCAGGUGUUCGGCAGUUGGAAAUCAUGUGCUGCUUUGGCUGCAUGUCUGUCUUGGCCAACUACUUUGUGUUCAUGACAUUCUUCCCUGCGUGUGUCUCACUGGUGCUGGAGCUGUCCCGUGAGAGUCAAGAGGGCCAUCCUAUCUGGCAGCUGAGCCACUUCUCCAGAGUAAUGGAGGAAGAGGAGGACAACAAACCCAACCCUGUAACCCAGAGAGUCAAAAUGAUUAUGUCUCUGGGCCUGGUGAUGGUUCAUGCCCACAGCCGGUGGAUUGCUGAGCCCUCGUCCAUCAACACCACAGUGGGCAUCCCACAGGUUGGCAUGGAGCUGGACCACCUGUCCCCCAGGAGGAUCGAGCCAGAGAAACCCCUCUGGCACUUCUACCUGACUAGGAUGAUAACAAUGGACAUAGAGCAGGUGAUCUGUCUGGCCUUGGCCCUGUUGCUGGCCAUCAAGUACAUCUUCUUUGAGCAGGUUGAGAUGGAGUCUACGCUGUCACUGAAGAACCCAAUCACUAUGUCUGCCCCCACCCUGGCACCACGACGACCCACUGAGACGUGCUGCAGGAAGGAGCCGCCUGCUCCCCGACCCCUCGCCCCUGUCCAGAGCAUGGCUGAUCACACCCCAGCCAACAAGGAAGAGAGGGAUGAGGUUAUCCGUCCCCUGCCUGCUCCAGCCACCGAUCCCCAGCCAAAGAGUGUCUUUGUCGUAGGGGAGGAAGAGGAAGAGCUCAAGUCCGACACCACUCAACCGAACCCCCCGCCAAAGCCCAGAGGCCUGGACGAAUGUGUGGCAAUCCUCAACAACCCUGAGCUGGGGCCUCGUUUCCUAAGUGAUGCUGAGGUGAUGCUACUGGUCAAUUCCAAACACAUCCCUGCCUACAAACUAGAGGCCAUGAUGGAGAGACCAGAGAGAGGAGUGGCCAUACGCAGACAGAUGAUAUCAGCAAAGCUUCCCUCUCCAUCUGCACUCUCCUCCCUACCGUACACCGACUACGACUACUCCAAGGUUAUGGGCACCUGCUGUGAGAAUGUGAUUGGCUACAUGCCUGUACCAGUGGGCGUGGCUGGACCGCUGCAUUUGGAUGGGAAGCAGUUUCAGGUUCCCAUGGCAACCACCGAGGGCUGUUUAGUUGCCAGUACCAACCGUGGUUGUCGAGCAAUCGCUCUGGGAGGUGGAGCCAGCAGUCGUAUCCUGGCUGACAGCAUGACUCGAGGACCCGUAGUGAGGCUGCCCUCUGCCUGCCAGGCUGCUGAGGUCAAGGCCUGGCUGGAGAGCACAGAUGGUUUCCAGGAUAUCAAAGAGGCCUUUGACAACACCAGCAGGUUUGCUCGGCUCCAGAAGCUGCUGGUUGGUCUUGCUGGGAAAAAUCUCUACAUACGCUUCCAUUCCAAGACAGGAGAUGCCAUGGGGAUGAACAUGAUCUCUAAGGGUACAGAGCAGGCUUUGAGCAGACUGCAGCAGCACUUCCCAGAGCUGCAGCUGGUGGCUGUCAGCGGGAACUACUGCACUGACAAAAAACCAGCCGCCAUCAACUGGAUCGAAGGCAGGGGCAAGUCUGCGGUCUGUGAGGCCACCAUCCCUGCUAAAGUUGUCAGAGAGGUUUUGAAGACCACAACAGAAGCUCUGGUGGACGUGAACAUCAAUAAAAACCUGGUUGGCUCAGCCAUGGCCGGCAGCAUUGGCGGGUUUAACGCUCACGCAGCUAACUUGGUAGCAGCCAUCUAUAUCGCCUGUGGACAGGAUCCAGCCCAGUCAGUGGGCAGCAGUAACUGCAUCACCCUGAUGGAGGCAUCAGGACCAACAGGGGAGGACCUGUACAUCAGCUGCACCAUGCCCUCUAUAGAGCUGGGCACUGUAGGAGGGGGCACCAACCUGCCCCCCCAACAAGCCUGCCUCCAGAUGCUGGGCGUGCAGGGAGCCAGUCAGGAAUGUCCAGGGGAGAACGCUCGGCAGCUGGCCAGGGUGGUGUGUGCCACUGUGCUGGCUGGAGAGCUCUCACUGAUGGCUGCUCUGGCAGCUGGUCACCUGGUCAAGAGUCACAUGACACACAACAGAUCCAAGGUGAACCUACAGGAGACUCCAGGAACGUGCACCAAGAAAGCCUCCUGAGAGCCUGAGAGCAGCUCGGUUUCUCUCAGUGAGCCCAGGUCACUGGCCGGACCAGCACACCCAGGAAAAUAUGGACUAUCUGAAAGGGACUAAUCAUUCAUCAAUGGAAGCAGACUUCAGACUUCUGCCAAGUGCUUUCAAAGAGACACAGGAUCAUCAUUGACCAAUCACUAUGCUGUAAAUGAAAAUGAUCCAUACAAGCCAAUCAGACUAUUCUGUGGGAGUACAUUCAUUUUCUGUAUCUCUUUGUAUUUUAUGGAGCUCGCUUUAAGCAGUUAAUUACCGAAUUUCUUUCAUUUCCACAGUUAACAAUGCUGUGAGCUCUUUGGGUUCAAAUUCCUGCUUUCAUGUUGCCAAAUGGAGCAUGCUUAACAUAGAAACAAUUCUACCUAAAAGCUAAAUGUUUCUGAUUGUUGAAUGUGUGUAGCUAUACAUGGGAGCUUAAGAACAGUGCUAUUUAUAAGUAAUUCUACAAAAAAUGAUCAAGCGGGUUGUGAAGCUAAAAAGGACACAUAGUGUCACAGAUGUGAAGCAACCCACAAUAGCUGAGCAGACUGGAGUCCUGGUUCAACCACAAGAGGACAGACAAAGACAAGCAUGACUGACUCAAGGAAUUAAUAAAUGAAUUUAUCAAUGAAUUAUUGUUUAGAUCCAAAAGGCACUUUAAUACUAAGACUGCAAGUCUUACUAAAAGGCUGAUUUAUCUCCUGUAGGUACAGAACAGAACAAGUGAGGACAUACUCAAUGCUUGUGUCCUUUAAAAAGGGAGAGAGGAUGAAUAAAGUAUUGGCUUCAGGUGUCUGCACUGCUGAAGGGACUAUGCAACAAGUCAUUAACUCAUUCAUUUUGAGAUUAUUUUGUAUAAUUACCAUAAAGAAACUACACCAAUGUCUCAACCGAUCUCUGCACUGCACUUCCAGAACCAAAGGAAAUUACUUUGAAGGACAAUACCAGUUUUUUGCAUGUUUUAGCCCAUUCACUACAAAUGUGUGUGUUAUGUAUGGAAACAGGCCUGCAGAGACUUGCAGUUUGCUUGAGCCAGAUACUGUAAUCUAUUACAGUGACCAUCAUGUCUUCCUCUAUCCAGAGUCAUGUUGACACUGUGCUGAUGCGGGGACAGACUUUUCUAAUCAGUCUGCAUUUUAGACUGCAUUGUCAUGCAAUGGUAUGUGCAGCUUAACUCAUCUCAUAUACUGCUAAUGUAAAGUACUGCAGAUGUGGUGUGGGUGAGGGUAAAAUGAAUUCAAUUAUAAUGAGUCCUCCUGCUAUACCAGGGACAAAUAUUUUGGAUAUGUUUUGUAAUAAACACAAAGGUACUUUAUAAUGA
This is a messenger RNA of Thunnus maccoyii (southern bluefin tuna), 5151 nucleotides long. Its product is annotated as 3-hydroxy-3-methylglutaryl-coenzyme A reductase-like. The coding region runs from base 1161 to 3824 and encodes 887 amino acids. The record is from RefSeq and is a predicted model, not a curated record. Gene Ontology annotation, molecular function: hydroxymethylglutaryl-CoA reductase (NADPH) activity; NADP binding; protein binding. Gene Ontology annotation, cellular component: peroxisomal membrane; endoplasmic reticulum membrane. Gene Ontology annotation, biological process: coenzyme A metabolic process; sterol biosynthetic process; isoprenoid biosynthetic process. The transcript has 20 exons. NCBI's taxonomy places the organism in Eukaryota, Metazoa, Chordata, Actinopteri, Scombriformes, Scombridae.